AAAUCAAGAAAACCAAACACGACCGAGCGAGCGGGCGAGCGAGAGAGAGAGAGAGAGAGAGCUCAACCCAUUUGCGGCGUUGCGUCACGUCACUCACUGGCACCGCCAACAACAACGAUAAAACCCCCCCCCAAGAAAACGAUAAAUUUUUCUGGAGAAGAAACGAAACGAAACGAAUUCUGCGUUGUUGGGUCGGCAGAAAUCGAUGGGCGGGCUCGUUGGGAGGAGCCUGGCGGUCCCUCGUGCCUCUCCGGUUUGAUCUUUUUCUCUUCGCCCGAGGUUUUUCGUUCGUGGGUGUUCUUGUUUUUCCCGUCUUGCGACGUAUUGGGUGGCGAUUAAGGUCCUCGUUUCGAUUUUCUUGGGUUCUUGGGAGGUUUGCCUGAUGUGCGAUCUCUGUGACCGAUCUGGGUGAUUGUUUUCGGGCUUCUUUGAGCUGCUGGGCCUGGUGAUUGUUCGAAUGCCGUUGAUGAGGUUGUCGAAUUCUUGUUUCCGCUAGGCGAUUUCGAGUGGUUUUGAGUUUAGGUCUUGGAAAUUUUUGGUGGGGUGCAUUGUGCGGUGAGCCUGAGUUUUGGGAGGUGCCGAGGCCGUGUUGGGAUUGCCAUUUUCGAGCUUUGCUGAGCGCCUUGACCUCAUCGCGAUAUGCAUGGCAAUGGAUCCACCGCUGAUGUGGGCUUGGCUGACAAGCCCUCUGGGGAUGAAAUGGAUGUCGAGAAACAAGGUGGAGCGGUGGUUUUGGCUCGGGAGAGCGGCGGUGCUGCCGCGAUGGAUGGUUUGGCUGCUGGCGUGAAUCAUGCGACGCAAUUGACUAUCGUGGUGUCCAGCGGCGAGUCGUGUGUGCCUCCAGAGCCUGCUGUGAAGGAUUCGAAGGCAGUAGAGUGUGUUGUUGAAGAGCUUCCUUCGGUGGGUUCCCCUAAAAAGGGUUACUUUUCGAGGAGUGGGAGCUCUCAUGAACAAUGCAGAGUCUGUCAAGAGGAGAAGGAAGAAGAUUUGAUAGAUCUUGGAUGCCACUGUCGAGGUGGCAUUGCGAAAGCGCACAGAUCAUGCAUAGAAGUUUGGUUUCGCACCAGGGGUUCAAACAAAUGCGAAAUAUGCCAGCAGGCUGCUGCAAAUGUGCCACCUCCAGAGUCCCAUUCUACUCAGCCAAGUUUCUGGGUCUGGCGGAUUGAUCCUAACUACAGAGGGUCUGGUGUUGCAGAGCAACGUGGGAGGGGCUGUUUCAGUCCACUCUGGGUGGCUUUCUCGAUCCUCAUUGGUGGCCUUUUUUUGGAUGUGUUGAUAUCCGUAACGCUUGGAGUUUCAGCGCUUCCUGUCAACAUUAUCAUUGAUGUGCUGCAGGUGUUAUCGUCGUGCUCGGACUUGGAACCGCUCUGCGGCUUGCCCUUGAAUUCUGCCAUGAGUGGAGCAUGAGGAGGGUGGCGCAAAGGGUGGAGGCGAACGGGAAUAUCGGGUACCACCCUGCAUUGUAGGUCGUACCUGUACAUAGUAGAUGGAACACAAUAGCGGAUCAUAGAUUCUUUUACAUUGUCCAUAAAUCUGUUCCUUCUUUUACUUGACGAGGACCCAUUGCUUCCCAUUGUGGUGGGGCUUCAUGGUGAGUUAUUUCUGCGUGAUCAAGCAGUGACAACGUGAGCUUGUGACGAGGGAUUAUUGGUUAUCUUAUGAUCUUACAGAGUA
Messenger RNA from Syzygium oleosum, 1674 nucleotides. RefSeq lists its product as uncharacterized. The transcript has 6 exons. Lineage: Eukaryota; Viridiplantae; Streptophyta; Magnoliopsida; Myrtales; Myrtaceae. The coding region runs from base 640 to 1407 and encodes 255 amino acids. Gene Ontology annotation, molecular function: zinc ion binding. The record is from RefSeq and is a predicted model, not a curated record.